Molecule: messenger RNA, 1029 nt
Organism: Saccharomyces paradoxus
Lineage: Eukaryota; Fungi; Ascomycota; Saccharomycetes; Saccharomycetales; Saccharomycetaceae
Product: aldose 1-epimerase superfamily protein
Exons: 1
Coding region: 1-1029 (342 amino acids)
Biological process (GO): beta-D-galactose catabolic process via UDP-galactose, Leloir pathway; glucose metabolic process
Molecular function (GO): aldose 1-epimerase activity; carbohydrate binding
Source: RefSeq, a predicted model, not a curated record
AUGUCAAAUAGCAACAGCGAUAACAAGUAUAGCGUCAUCACAAUUGGUGAUGAGAAAAGGUUUCAAGCCACCAUUGCGCCACUUGGUGCUACUUUAGUAGACCUUAAGGUGAACAAUCAAUCAGUCGUUCAAGGGUAUUCAAACGUGCAGGACUAUUUAACAGAUGGUAAUAUGAUGGGCGCUACGGUGGGUCGUUAUGCCAACCGUAUUGCGAAGGGUGUUUUCAGUUUGGAUGAUGGUCCUCACAAGUUGACUGUUAACAAUUGUGGUAACACAAAUCAUAGUAGUAUCAGUUCUUUGAACCUUAAGCAAUAUAGGGCGUCCCCUGUUGAGAAUCCUUCCAAGGGCGUUUACGUUGUCGAAUUCAAGUUAUUGGAUGAUCACACACAACCUAACCCUAAUGAAUUCCCGGGUGAUUUAGAAGUCACGGUAAAGUAUACUUUGAAUGUUGCGGAAAUGACUUUGGACAUGGAAUAUCAAGCGCAGUUAGUCCGUGGAGAUGCUACUCCAAUCAAUAUGACCAACCACUCAUAUUUCAACUUGAACAAGGUCAAGAGUGAAAAGUCGAUUGGCGGUACAGAAGUUAAGGUCUGCUCGAACAAAUCGCUUGAAGUUACAGAGGGAGCAUUACUCCCAACUGGUAAGGUCAUUGAAAGAAAUAUUGCUACUUUUGAUUCGGCUGAGCCUACUGUUUUACAUGAUGAUGCCCCAGUCUUUGAUUGCACUUUCAUUAUUGAUGCUAACAAGGAUUUGAAGACUACUGACUCUGUGAGUGUAAAUAAGCUGGUUCCUGUUUUUAAGGCCUAUCAUCCAGAAUCCCACAUCAAGUUUGAGGUUUCGACGACAGAACCAACCGUUCACCUAUACACCGGUGACAAUCUAUGUGGCAAAUUUGUACCAAGAUCAGGAUUUGCCGUUCAGCAAGGGAGAUACGUCGAUGCCAUCAACCGUGAUGAAUGGAGAGAUUGUGUUCUUUUAAAGCGCGGCGAGGUAUACACUUCAAAGACUCAGUAUCAUUUCGGGAUUUAG